This is a messenger RNA of Parnassius mnemosyne (clouded apollo), 1881 nucleotides long. The record is from the annotation of a GenBank genome assembly. Lineage: Eukaryota; Metazoa; Arthropoda; Insecta; Lepidoptera; Papilionidae.
AUGGAAGCAGCAGCUGAAGAAACCCCACAAGAGAAUUCAGCAAAUAAUGAAGCCGAUGUACCUGUGAUUGAAAAAUCAUCAACUCCACCUCCUCAAGAUCAUCCGAAGAAAUCAAAGAAAGAAGAUAGAUCAAAAAAAGACGACAAAAGUGUGGAACAGCUUAUGAAGUCGCUCAACUCAGUUUCAACAUUGGAUGAAAAAUUCUCUCUGGUCUGUAAAAAGUAUGCGCAGACUGUUGACUAUAAUAAAAAGUUGCAGUUCUUUAAUAAACAAUCAGAUAAACGGUACGCCUUGCUACUGAAAGAGAAAGAACAGUUGCAACAUGAGUACAAUAAAACAAUACUUGUUAAGUCUAAACUUGAAAAUCUUUGCCGUGAACUCCAGAAACAAAAUAAGGCUAUCAAGGAAGAAUCACUUCUCAAGAUCCGUGAAGAGGAAGAGCGUCGUAAAGAAACGCAAGCCAAGUUCCAAAACACACUCUCAGAAAUCACCACACUUCUGCAACAGAACAAUGAGAAAAAUGCUAAACUCCGAGAUGACAAUAUUAGCAUGAGCGAAAAGUUCAAGAGUGUCAUGCAGCAGUACCAGCUAAGAGAGCAGCAGGUUGACAAAAUGGCGAAACAAAUGUCGUUAGAAUCUCAAUUAUCAGAUGCAAAACUUCAGAAAGCAUCUCUAGAGCAUCAGGCAGAAAAGGAACGACUCAUGGCCGAGAUGGAUCAAAUCAAAGUAACCCUCACUCAGUACAGGGCCAAAGUCAUGGAGCUACAGGCUAAUGAAACCGCAUUGAAGGGCCAAUUAGCCGUUUACACCGACAAGUAUGAUGAGUUCCAGAAUGCACUGGUGAAAAGCAAUCAAGUGUUUGGUGGAUUCAAAGAACAGAUGGAGAAGAUGUCGAAAAAGAUCCAGAAGUUGGAAAAGGAAUCUCUGUCGUGGAAGAAGAAAUGGGAGACAUCACAGACAGCUUUACUGGAUAUGUGUGGAGAACGGCAGGCCAGUGAGGAGCGAGCAUCUGCAACCGUGAGACAGCUGCAUCAUAUGCAGAGCUUGUGUCGGACAUUGCAGGCGGAGAGGACAUUGUUGCUAAACACACUGAAAGAGAACAACAUCGAGCGUCCGCCGCUGCCCGCCCCCACCCCCGCCCCCGCGCCCGCCCCCGCACCCGCUCCUGCUCACUCCGCUGCUUCUAACGCUAAGGUCGAUGCAAUGGCAGCCAACUGUGUUCAAUUACGACAGAGUCUUGCGCAUUUGCAAAGUCAGUUAAACGUCUUAACGAAUAAAAAUAGCACUAAAGAGGAGCCCGCAAAGCCAGAAAAACAGAAGAAAUCUAAAUCUAAAAAGAGCAAAGCAGAGAAACAAGCACAAAAACUCGCUGCUGAAAAAUGUGAUUCUGCAAAAGAACCAGAGAGCGAUGGUCCCAGUGCUGCCAAAGAAUGUACAGACGAAGUGAAACUUAUUGCCAACGAAAUUGAAGUCCAAAAUGCCGUUGCAGUUGAAAGUCCAGAGGAGAAAAUAGAUGAUAAGACCAUGGAAAGUCUAAUACAAGCUAUAAACAUGGCGAACAUAAACCUUUGCGACUUAAAUGUGAGUGAUGGCGAAGUACCAGAUACGAGUGUUGAAAAAGCCGUUACACCAGAAGUAUUACCAAGUAUUACCGACACUGAAGAAAUAGAAACAGAAGUAGUGCCAAAUAUAAUUGAUUCUGAAAUAAUAAAAGAAUCAAGUGUAAACGAAGCCAUAACUGAAGUCAGUUCCAAAGAGGAAUCCAGUAUUACUGAAGUGACUACCGAAGACACGGCGUCUUCUAGUAUGGUAGAAUUAAGUUCUAAUGAAGAGAUUGCGCAUAUAGAGGAAGUCAAGCCAAUAUCAAAUGAGGAGGCCUAA